This is a messenger RNA of Monopterus albus (swamp eel), 3626 nucleotides long. It is a transcript of the gene faxdc2, whose product is annotated as fatty acid hydroxylase domain containing 2. Gene Ontology annotation, molecular function: oxidoreductase activity; iron ion binding. The transcript is spliced from 9 exons. The coding region runs from base 209 to 1252 and encodes 347 amino acids. The record is from RefSeq and is a predicted model, not a curated record. Gene Ontology annotation, biological process: lipid biosynthetic process. NCBI's taxonomy places the organism in Eukaryota, Metazoa, Chordata, Actinopteri, Synbranchiformes, Synbranchidae.
AGGAGUUUCAACCCUCAUCUGGAUACAUGUGGAAUGCAGGAAAAAACAUCUUCAGGUCAAAGGCAGGUAGCGACCACUUCUGUGUACGUCACGUGUCAGCUGACCAAGAAUCCGCCAAUCACAACUCGCUUGCGGUGCCAAAUAAAUUGCUGGCGAAACUCUGGAAGGACUCGGAGCGAAAAAUAGGAAAGGCUGUGGAGAAAAGAAGAUGGAGGUAACACACAGGGACACAAGGGGAUCCACCACAACAAGCAGCAGCGCCCACAGACAGGAGGGCUCUGGAGGACUGUGGGACUCUGUGAAGAAAGCUGUGCUUGUCAUCGGAUCUGGAUUCUUAUUCUUGGCUGCAUUCGGCAACUCACUGACAUGGCAUCUUCAGAGGUUCUGGGGAGCUUCAGGAGAUUUCUGGCAGAACUUGUGGACCACGUUGUAUGUGGCAUUUGAAGGACAUGAUGCUGCUUUGUUCUUCUUAGGGACCGUGUUACUCCCCGCUCUGCUCUUCUGGUUGUUCAAUGCUCUGCUGCUUGUGGUGGACACCACAGGGAAACCCUCCUUCAUCACUCGCUACCGGAUCCAGGUGGACGAGAAUAAACCGGUGGACCCUGUGAAGCUUCGCCAGGCCAUCAGGUGUGUCCUCUUCAACCAGAUUUUCAUCUCCGCACCCAUGAUGGUGGCAACUUACUUUGUGAUGACCUGGAGAGGGGACCCCUGUGGCCCUGAGCUGCCAACCUUCCACUGGGCCUUGAUGGAGCUGACUUUCUUUUCCAUCAUAGACGAAAUUCUCUUUUACUACUCACACAGGCUCUUCCACCAUCCUGCCCUCUACAAGCAUAUCCACAAACAGCACCACGAGUGGACUGCUCCCAUUGGAAUCGUCGCCAUCUACGCCCACCCUUUGGAACAUGUGAUUGCCAACACGCUGCCGGUGUUGAUUGGGCCUGUGAUCCUGGGCUCCCACCUGGCUACCACCACUCUUUGGCUUUGCCUGGCUCUGGUCACCACCACCAUUUCCCACUGUGGUUACCACCUUCCCUUCCUGCCCUCCCCCGAGUCCCACGACUUCCACCACCUCAAGUUCAACCAGUGUUUCGGGGUCUUCGGCGUGCUGGAUCGGCUCCAUGGCACCGACACCAAAUUCCGGCUGACCAAGCAGUAUGAGCGCCACAUCCUGCUCACCAGCUUCACCCCGCUGACCGAGAGCAUCCCUGACACACCCAAGGAUAAACUUUUAGAUCCCAAGAACUGGGAGUAGGCAGAGGUAACUGGAGGAGGGCAUGGUGAAGGUUAGGUUCAUAUUAAGGAAUAGUUCAGGACUUUUUAAACUGGUGUUAAAACAAUAUUGAUGUGUGCCUACAUAUGUGAGAAUAGGUCUGUCGUCACUUCUCCUGCUCUCCACACUGACCAUGAAUGUUUCCCCCAGAAUGUAAUGCUGCAAAAAAUGAGGCUCAGAAUACAAAACCCCCUUCUAUAAACAAACAAAGAAAAAAAGCACCGUUUGUCUGAGGCUCAAAUGCGGCUUCAGGUGUCCCACUAAUUUGGCUUGGUAUAAGUGGUAUAAGGUGGCUUGUCCUUCUUUUAGUUCACUGGAUAGUAACAUUACCUUUCUGAGCUGCAGCGGAGGAAGUCUGUUCUCAUGUAUAUUACUGUUUUAACACCAACUUGAAAAAUCCCAAAGUAUUCCACUAAGGUAAGGGAACACACAUCUACAGGGUAACAGGCUUCACUUUCUCAAUUAAUUGAUGGCCAGUGAUGACCUGUGACUUCUAACCUCAGGCCAAGUUUGACUUUAUCACUAUGAUAUGUGGAGAUAAUGUGAAAUCAAUCUAAACAAGCCAGGUUUGAUCAUUUUACUCCACAAAGCUGUCGGUCACUUUGAGGUUAUGAACAUCAUCAGCCUUAAUUGUUAAUUUUCCCAACAGAAAUAUUGUUUUUGUACUUCAUCAGAUGUGCAGGUUUCAUGCAGUUUUAAAAGUUUGGCCUCCACUCUGGCAAUUAUUUACCUGGUUAUUCCCAUGAUUUCACCUUCUGUGAGCAAAGCAGGUAACAGAUGAGGUUUAUGUCAGUGAAAAAAUGUUUCAAUUUUCAGCUGCAAACAAAAAACAGGUUUUAUUCCAUCCCUUGUUCCUGGUUAAACUAUGGCAGCGCAUUCACCAAAAGGAAAAAAAAAAUUGGAGAAUCUUAUCUUGUAUUUGUGAACAUACUAAGAUCUGGUAUUACAAGAUCUUUUCUUGUAAUUAUAAGAUAUUGCAGGGGGCCGGAAAACUGCAGACUUUGCCUGAAAAUCAGGUUUUAACAAAUUAUUUAGUAUCAAAGUAAUUCAUUGAGAGUUGUCAGUACAUCCAAUAAUGCAUAGCAAAAGUGAACUGUUAGUAGCUAAUUCGGCAUACAUAGUCAAAAAAUGCCUCAACUUUGCUGCCUACACUUCACUAUAUAAAUGUACUGAACAGCUGGAAAGCUGUAGAACCUGCUUGAGAAACAUUGGGUUUUUAAGAUUUCUUCAGUAGACUAUUAACCUAAUCCUGUCAGCCCAUUCAACAGUAGGCUUGGUAGCAAAGUGAACUGCUGAUUCAGCAAGCUGAGUGUUCCAAAAUGUAAACAAAUAUAGCCCAGGCUAAAAAUGGUGCCCACAUUGUAACACACUCUAUCCAUGGCAACAUUAUAUAGCCUACUUCCUGUUUCUUGUCAAAGUUUAUAUCAGUUCACACAAGUGAUGAUUAUUAAUGUUUAAUGCUUUGUCACAAUUACGAGAUCUGCAGAUCAGGAUCUAGUAGUAAUAGACUCAGUUAUGGUUGCCAUUUAAGAAGAGAGGCACUAGGCUAUGAUGAUAUCUAUAUAAUGAAUAUGAUCUUAUAACAUUUUGUAAAAUUUCACAUUAACCAUUAAAAGUUUAAUCGUGAACUGUGAGAAUGUAAAUUGAGUUAAUACUGAAGAAACCUGAAGGUUUGAUCUUUGUGGCCUGAAAACAGUAUGCAGGCCUGAUGCUGCUCUCGCCCAUACAAGAGGAAGCCCAAAGCAGUGUGCAGGUCCUCCAGGUCCAAGUUAGACAGGACGCUCCUCUGAACCUGUGCCUCCACUCUGUUCCCACUGGGUCCGCUACAGCCCUUCAGUAGAACCACAGCAGACUGGCACAGCAGCCAGUCGGCUAGCUUCUUCAUGCCAGCGCUGUCCUGGUUGGCUAGGGCCUUUCGUCUCCACAGGCUGAGAUGUAGCAUGUUAGCGGCUACACGAGCACUGGGGCGCUGCAGAGUACACAAAACAUGAAUAAGUGUUGUAGUAUCAGAUACUUGGAGUAUAUUACUAUUACCACACUACUGCAAUUAAGGGCAGCACUGUCAUUGUACUGUUUUUUUUUUUACUGUAAAGUCACUGAUUAUAUCCAUAUAUGACAGAAAGAGAGAGAAACAACUCUAAAGUCAUAUCUUGCACUAAUCAUGUACAAAAUUACCAGAAACCAUUGUUGAGCAGUAUAUAUUUAUAGUGCCAGGACUAUCUUCUACAUGUGUCCUUUGCCAUUCGUUUUGUGAUUCAUGUGGCUGCUGUAGUGCUACAAUUUUUCACUAGGUUUAAUAAAGUAUUACCCAUCUUAUCAAAUAAACAACAAUGAUAAUAAUAAUAAAAAAAAUACU